CCUUAACCUGAAUAUCCAACCAGUCCAACACAUCGCACUGUAGGGAGAGGAGGGGAGAGUAAGUUUAUUCAAGACACUGACAAGACAGAGCUGAAUAUUAGUUGUAAUUGAUAAAAGGCAAACAGGUAAAAUAGGGGGAAAAUAUACAUUGGAUGCCAUUCAAUUGGAUUUAAUUUGUUGCCCUCAAUUCCUCAUUUGACUUGCUGUUUUGAAACAAGUUGUUUGCCUCUGCCAGUUAAGUUGCAGUGUACAUCUGUGUCAGUUCAAGGAAUUUAACAGACAAAGGUGUAGCCAUGGACAUCGGUGGCUUGGAGACUGUAGUGGCAAACUCGGCCUAUGUGUCAGCCCGUGGCAGCACGGAUGGAGCUUCUGCAGCUGCACUGCGCGACAAAAAGUUCCGUGCCAGACUGAAGCUCCCACAUAUCAGAAAUUGUGAACACAUGAAGGCAACACUAGACACCACCUUUGACAGCAUGUGCAUCAAGCAGCCCAUUGGCAAGCGUCUGUUCCAACAAUAUCUGGACAGUGAUGCAACCCAUAAAAAUGCUGGAGAGCUGUGGAAAGACAUUGAAGAAUAUGAAGUGUGCCAAGAGAAGGACAGAAUGCAGAAGGCUCAAAAGAUAGUCAAUAAGUACUAUCAGUCAGCUUCAAAGAAUUUUUGUUCCUUCCUAGAGGAGAAGGCCAUCAUUCGAGUUAAAGAAGAUCUCAAGAAUGUUCGUGGUGACUUAUUUAAGGAGAGUGAGCAACAACUGCUCAAACACUUGGAAAAGGCAGCUGUAGAUGGCUUUAAGAAGAGCAUGUACUUCCUGCGUUUUGUUCAGUUCAAAUGGAUGGAGAGCCAGCCUUUUGAUGAAGAGUGGUUCAUGGACUUCAGGGUCCUGGGUAAAGGAGGUUUUGGAGAAGUGUAUGCCUGUCAGGCAAAGGCAACAGGCAAAAUGUACGCCAACAAGAAGCUUGAAAAAAAGAGGCUGAAAAAACGCAAAGGCUAUGAGGGAGCAAUUGUGGAGAAGCGCAUCCUCGCGAAAGUUCACAGUCGCUUCAUUGUGACGCUGGCAUAUGCCUUCCAGACCAAGACUGACCUCUGCCUGGUUAUGACCAUCAUGAAUGGUGGAGACCUAAGGUUUCACAUGUACAAUGUGGAUGAAAAAAAUCCUGGUUUUGAUGAGAACAGAGCACGUUUCUACACAGCUCAGAUCAUCUGUGGGCUGGAACACCUUCAUCAGCACAGGAUCAUUUACAGAGAUCUGAAGCCAGAAAACGUACUGCUGGAUGACGCAGGACAUGUCCGCCUGUCAGAUUUGGGUUUGGCUGUUGAACUUCCACCAGGAAAAGAUAAAACUACUGGAUAUGCUGGGACUCCAGGUUUCAUGGCUCCAGAGCUGCUCCAGAAGAAGGAGUAUGAUUACACUGUGGACUACUUUACUCUGGGAGUCACACUGUAUGAGAUGAUUGCUGCCAAAGGACCCUUUAGAGUACGGGGAGAGAAGGUUGAGAAUGACGAGGUAGCUCGCAGAAUUCUAAAUGACCCAGUUUCUUACACACCAAAAUUCAGCAAAGAAGGCAAGGACAUUUGCGAGGGCCUGAUGGAGAAGGACCCGGCUAAACGGCUGGGCUUCAAAAAUAAUGACUGCGCAGAGCUCAAGAAUCAGCCCUUUUUCAAAGAGAUUAACUGGGGACGUCUAGAAGCAGGAAUGCUACCGCCACCAUUUGUCCCCGAUCCUAAAAUGGUCUAUGCCAAAGAUAUUGAUGAUGUGGGAGCCUUCAGCACAAUCAAAGGUGUGGUUCUGGAUAACACAGAUACUGAGUUCUAUAAUGACUUUGCAUCUGGCAACGUCCCAAUACCCUGGCAGGAGGAAAUGAUUGAGACAGGUGUGUUUGGAGAGCUGAACGUCUGGGGAGAAACCGGCAAGCUGCCCAAUGACCUUGAUCCUAACUAUGUGGAAGCCAAAGGGGGAGGAUGCGUGCUGCUUUGAAUUUAGAUGGACGCACAGAAAUAUACUCCUGAUUUUUACUAUCAGCAAUUUGUACAACAAUCAAUGUAUUAAAUUAAUAUAUUAUUUAUGUAGUAUUUACACACAAAUGUUUUAUUUCUUCUACUUAUAUUGUGAUAUCUAUAAUAUUUAUAGGGUAAUUGAAAAAGUACAGCAUGGUGAAAUAUCAUAGCUGAACUAAUGAAUGUUGGUGAAACAUAUGUUGCACUGAUUAAUUGCAUUGGUAAUAUUUUUAUUCAGUAAUUACAGAAAAAAUGAACUGUAUAGAAAUCACAUACAAUAUUAUCUGUACUGACACUGUAGUUAUAUGUAUUUAUUAUUUAUGCAUUUAUUAUUAAGAGACAAUGUUUAAUUAAUUAUUACAGGAAAGAUUUUAGAUGCAAGAGUUAAAAGCAAUAAAUAAAAUCUUAUGGCUGGCAA
This is a messenger RNA of Archocentrus centrarchus (flier cichlid), 2411 nucleotides long. It is a transcript of the gene grk1b, whose product is annotated as G protein-coupled receptor kinase 1 b. The transcript has 9 exons. The record is from RefSeq and is a predicted model, not a curated record. Gene Ontology annotation, molecular function: G protein-coupled receptor kinase activity; ATP binding. Gene Ontology annotation, cellular component: cytoplasm. Lineage: Eukaryota; Metazoa; Chordata; Actinopteri; Cichliformes; Cichlidae. Gene Ontology annotation, biological process: regulation of signal transduction; protein phosphorylation; signal transduction. The coding region runs from base 294 to 1973 and encodes 559 amino acids.